This is a messenger RNA of Owenia fusiformis, 1624 nucleotides long. The record is from the annotation of a GenBank genome assembly. Lineage: Eukaryota; Metazoa; Annelida; Polychaeta; Sabellida; Oweniidae.
UUGGAUUUUCGAUAAAUAGCCACAUAUCGAUAAUGGAGACCAUUCUUGAGCAACAGAGGCGGUAUCACGAGGAAAGAGAGCGGCUUAUGGAUGUUAUGACCAAAGAGAUGUUGCACCCAAAAAAGACAAAUCGUGAACAAAUUAAUUCAGAUCAGAGAUUAAGGACAGUCCUUGAUAGAUACAUAGAAUGUUCCAAUGAGCUCCAGGGGCUUUAUGAAGAUAAAGAUGGCUCCAGAAAGGAGGAGGUUGCAGGCCUCUCUGGGCCUAAUGAAUUUGCAGAGUUCUAUACACGGUUAAAAGCAAUAAAGGAUUUCCACAGAAAGCAUCCAAAUGAGAUCAGCAUUCCUAUGUCUGUUGAAUUUGAAGAGUUGACUAAAGCCAGAGAGAAUCCAUCUGAAGAUAUGCAAAAUAUGGUUGAAUUCACAGAUGAAGAGGGUUAUGGCAAAUACUUGGAUCUUCAUGAAUGUUAUGAAAAAUAUAUAAACCUGAAGGGAGUUGAGAAAGUUGACUACAUCACAUAUCUCACUGUUUUUGAUCAGUUGUUUGACAUCCCAAAAGAGAGAAAGAACGCCUCAUACAGAGACUACCUGUUACAGCUUUUGGAAUACUUAGAUGGGUAUACAUCCAGAGUGAAGCCACUGCUAGAUACGCAAGAGGAAAUGGAUGUAAUUGGGACAGACUUUGAAAGACAGUGGACGGAUGGUGCAUUCCCAGGAUGGCCGAAAGAGACAAGUGGCGCCCUCACCCACUCAGGAGCCCAUUUAGAUCUGUCUGCAUUCUCUUCGGCUGAAGAAUUGGCAUCGCUUGGACUGGACAGGUUGAAGUCUGCAUUGAUGGCUCUGGGCCUGAAGUGUGGAGGAACAUUAGAGGAGAGAGCACAGAGGUUGUUCAGCACCAAAGGCAAAAGACUCACAGAUUUAGAUCCUGCAUUAUUUGCCAAGUCAAAACCAGGAAAGCAGGGCAGGAACAGGGACUAUGAAAGGCAGAAGGAGAUUGCCAACCUUGAAGCACAGGUGUACAGGUUUGCUGAGAUUCUUGGGGAACAGAGGGCAGCUACAAGGGAUAAUGUGCAGAGAAAGCAGGCGAGAACUGGUGAGGAAAGAGACGAAUCAGAUGAGGAACACUUCAGUGAGGAGGACAGUGAUGAUGAUGAUAAUGACAUACCUUAUAAUCCAAAGAAUCUACCACUUGGUUGGGAUGGAAAGCCUAUACCAUACUGGUUGUACAAACUACAUGGUCUCAAUAUAAACUACAACUGUGAAAUAUGUGGAAACUACACAUACAGAGGUCCAAAGGCUUUUCAAAGACAUUUUGCUGAAUGGCGGCACGCUCAUGGCAUGAGAUGUCUCGGGAUCCCAAACACUGCUCACUUUGCAAAUGUGACCCUCAUUGAGGAUGCCGUAGCACUUUGGGCGAAGAUCAAGUCCAGCAAAGACAUGGAACGCUGGAGACCUGACACUGAAGAGGAAUAUGAAGACUCCGCUGGAAAUGUUGUCUCUAAGAAAACAUUUGAUGACUUAAAAAGACAAGGACUUUUAUAGAACAGUGUUUUAUUUUAUACAACUUCUACUUGAUCCUCUUCUAUACAAUUGUAAUAAAGAAAUAAAUAUUUAGGUAAAAAUCA